Messenger RNA from Salarias fasciatus (jewelled blenny), 1088 nucleotides. Its product is annotated as von Willebrand factor C domain-containing protein 2-like. Gene Ontology annotation, cellular component: AMPA glutamate receptor complex. The transcript has 3 exons. Gene Ontology annotation, molecular function: protein binding. NCBI's taxonomy places the organism in Eukaryota, Metazoa, Chordata, Actinopteri, Blenniiformes, Blenniidae. Bases 1 to 750 code for a protein of 249 amino acids. Gene Ontology annotation, biological process: negative regulation of BMP signaling pathway. The record is from RefSeq and is a predicted model, not a curated record.
AUGCUGCCGCUGCCGCUGCCGCUGCUGCUGCUGCUGCUCCGGGCCCCGGUGGCCCCGGUGGCCCCGGUGGCCCCGGCGGCCGCGGAGUUCUCCUCCUCCAAAAGCGACCCGGACUACGAGUUCGGGGACUACCGGGGCAAGUGGUGCCUCGACGACCACGGCUUCGUGUACGGCAUCGGAGAGCUCUACUACCCGAGCCCCUCGGCGUGUCCGUGCACGUGCACCGUGGACGGCCCGGUGUGCGUCCGACCCAAGUGUCCGCGCAUACACCCGCGGUGCACGCGCAUCAGGUACAGGGCGUGCUGCCCGGUGUGCGAGGCGAUGGCCCGGGUGUGUGUCUACGGAGGGAAGACGUACCGCCUGCUGGAGGAGUUCAGGCUGUCCCGGUGCGAGCGCUGUCGCUGCGAGGCCAACAGAGAGGUGUACUGCAGCAUCUCCGACUGUCCGGCCCCCCACUGCGUCAACCCCACCUACGAACCCAACCACUGCUGCCCCAUCUGCAAGAGCGGUCCCAACUGCUUUGCGGGGAAUCGGGUGAUCCCGGCGGGCGAGCGCGUGAACAUCGACGAGCGGACGGUCUGUUUCUGCACCUACCGCGACGGGACGUGGCACACCCAGCCUCAGGCCAGCUGCGAGCAGCGCCCCCUGCCCAGCGUGACGCCCAGCCCCGGCACCGAGCCGCCCGGCGACGGGGACGCCCGGGGGAAAGGCGGCAGGGCGUUCGUGCCGCGGCUGGAUGUGAUACCGUGAACCGGCCGCUCCUCAGGUACAACACAAACUCGCCGUCAGUUCUCAGAGCACCGGAUCCGACUCGCCUACCGACCCACACAGAACCGGCUCCGUCGUGGUCUACAGAACCAGGACCGUCUACAGAACCAGGCUCUUCUCUCCUGGAAACGCAACACGGAGCAACCAAAGGUCCAUGUAGAUAAACCCAAGUGAUGGACUUUCGUGUGUCUUCUUCUGUUUCUGGUGUUUUUCUCCCCCUCUACAGGACUGGUGUAAAUACUGCAACGGUUCACCUGGUCUGGUUUGAAUGGACACGUUUCACACUGAAACAUUCUGGUUUUGGUUUUACUCUGGUUAAA